AGCUGCCUGGCCCCACCUCCUCCCUGUGUGUACUCAGGGAGGACCAGGAACAGGACAUGGCCACAAUCUAAACCGACCACAGUCUCAACCACCCGGCUCAGGUGUCACCCUGACUGCUCACCCAGAGACUGGCAGUGGCCUGGGGUCCCUUUGGGUGGGGAGGCCUUACAGGGGCCCCUCCCUGCCCAGGUCCUGCAGGAGUUAAUGCCUUUGGCUCCAGUCUCUUUCUCUGCGGCCUUGGGCCAGAGGGUGGAGGUAGGACCUGGGGCAGCUGUGGGGAGGGGCUGUGACCUCCCUGAGGUGCUCUAGAUUUGUGCCCACCCUGGCCUGGGCACAGGGAGGGGAGAGGGAUAAGGACUGGGGUGGGAGAGCCACUGGGGUGGCUUGACUCAGAGUCCCACAUCCCAGCCAGGGGGAGACACAGGAGAAAUGGGCCAGGAUGGGGGCAGGAGGCGAAGGCUAUUUCCCUGGCUGCCAGCCUUGAGGUGUGAGCUGGAAACAACCUGUUAAGGCCCCCUUUUCCCCUCCCUCCAAAGCCAACUUGGUGGAGUUCACGGUGAGCAGUGAAGCUGCUGCCCAUGCCUUAAUCCUACCUCUCCUGCUCUCCAACUUCUCCCACCAGCUCUGCCCCUGUCCAUCUCCCCCUGAACUCCUGAGGUCCAGGGAGGAUCCUGGGCCAGGGUAGGAUCACACUGCAAGGAAGGAUGUGGGAGGGACAGGACAUGGGAAGAGACAUCCACUCAGGCUUCACUCUCCCUACUCCUCCCCGUGCCCUCAGGGAAGCCAGCCAAAUAUGACCCCACCUUCCGAGGUCCCAUCAGGAACAGGUAAGUUCUGGGCACCUGCCCAACUAGGGGGUGGGGGUCUUCGUUUUGCAUUGUAUUUGCUGAAAUAUUGGUAAUAAGUUUAUAAAAAAGAAAACUCCUGCCCCAGGAAAGUGGUGCCCUUGGGUGAACUCUUCUGUCUGGGGCAGGCACAAGGGGCCUUCUGGGGUGCUGGUGAGGUUCUGUUUCUUGACCUGGAAGCUGGCUACACGGGUGUGUGCUGUUUGGGAAAAUUCAUCCAGUGGGGCACUUAGGAGUUGUUUACUUUUCUGGGUCAUACUUCAGAAGUUUACUCACCCAAAAAACAGUUAUUUGGGGUUUUUUUUGUCAUCUCCCCCACACACACCUUCCUGAGGACAAAUGGAAACAAGCGCUUCUUAUUUAUUCCCUGGUGCAUUGUGAGAAAAAGGUUUUCUUAGAAAAAUAAAAUAAAACCUACCGGCACACCUUCUCCAGCAUCCCCCGACUCUCCAACCCGUGACUCCUCCAAACCAUGCGCCCCGCCUCCCCCUCCAAAGCCUCCCCCCACUUCUCUCCCAGGAGCUGCACAGACAUCAUCUGCUGUGUCCUCUUCCUUGUCUUCAUUCUGGGUUACAUCGUGGUGGGGAUCGUGGCUUGGGUGUACGGAGACCCCCGGCAAGUCCUCUACCCCAGGAACUCUACCGGUGCCUACUGCGGGGUAGGGGCUAAUGAAGAUAAACCGUAUCUUCUGUACUUCAACAUCUUCAGCUGCAUUCUGGCCACCAACGUCAUCGUGGUCGCUGAGAACGGCCUGCAGUGUCCCACACCCCAGGUGUGUGUGUCCUCCUGCCCCAAGGAUGCAUGGACGGUGGAAGCCAAGCAGCUCUCGCAGAAGGUUGGGGAGGUCUUCUACAUGGCAGACAGGAACUUUUGCCUGCCAGGGGUGCCCUGGGAUAUGCCAGUGACCCAAAGCCUGCAGCAGGAGCUCUGCCCCGGAUUCCUCCUCCCUUCCACUCCAGCUCUGGGGCGUUGUCUUCCGCUGGCGAACAGCACUCCACCCGAACUCCCAGGGAUCCCCAGCAACACCUCCAUCUCCCACGGGAUCAGCGGUGUUCUUGACAGCCUCAGUGCCCGUGACAUCACUGUGAAGAUUUUCGAAGAUGUUGCCCAGUCCUGGCAUUGGAUUCUUGUCACCCUAGGUGUGGCUCUGGUCCUGAGCCUGCUGUUUAUCCUGCUUCUGCGCCUGGUGGCCGGGCCGCUGGUGCUGGUGCUGAUCCUCGGGGUGCUGGGCGUGCUGGCAUACGGCAUCUACCACUGCUGGGAGGAGUACCGAGUGCUGCGGGACAAGGGUGCCUCCAUCAACCAGCUGGGCAUCACCACCAACCUCGGCGCCUACCGCAACGUUCAGGAGACCUGGCUGGCUGCCUUGAUCGUGCUGGCUGUGCUUGAAGGCAUCCUGCUGUUGCUGCUGAUCUUCCUGCGGCAGCGGAUCUGCAUCGCCAUCGCCCUCCUGAAGGAGGCCAGCAAGGCUGUGGGGCAGAUGAUGUCUACCCUGUUCUACCCUCUGGUCACCUUUGUCCUCCUGCUCAUCUGCAUUGUCUAUUGGACCAUGACUGCCCUGUACCUGGCCACAUCCGGGCAACCCCAAUAUGUCCUCUGGGUGCCCAACGCCAGCUUGCCCGGCUGUGAAAAAGUGCAAAUGAAUACAUCGUGCGACCCCAUGGCCCAGCCCGUGAACUCCUCAUGCCCAGGGCUGGGGUGCGUCUUCCAGAGCUACUCAUCCACAGGCCUGGUUCAGCGUUCUCUCUUCAAUUUGCAAAUCUACGGGGUCCUGGGUCUGUUCUGGACCAUCAACUGGGUACUGGCCCUGGGCCAGUGUGUCCUGGCUGGGGCCUUUGCCUCCUUCUACUGGGCCUUCCACAAGCCCCGGGACAUCCCCACCUUCCCCCUGAGCUCUGCCUUCAUCCGCACACUCCGUUACCACACUGGGUCGCUGGCCUUUGGAGCCCUCAUCCUGACCCUUGUGCAGAUAGCCCGAGUCAUUCUGGAGUACACUGACAGCAAACUGAGAGGAGCCCAGAACCCUGUGGCCCGCUGCAUCAUGUGCUGCUUUAAGUGCUGCCUCUGGUGUCUGGAGAAGUUUAUCAAGUUCCUAAACCGCAAUGCCUACAUCAUGAUCGCCAUCUACGGGAAGAAUUUCUGUGUCUCCGCCAAAAAUGCUUUCAUGCUGCUCAUGCGGAACAUUGUCAGGGUGGUCGUUCUGGAUAAAGUCACAGACUUGCUGCUGCUCUUCGGGAAGCUGCUGGUGGUUGGAGGUGUCGGGGUCCUGUCCUUCUUUUUCUUCACCGGUCGCAUCCAGGGGCUGGGUAGAGACUUUGAGAACCCCUUCCUCAACUAUUACUGGCUGCCCAUCAUGAUCUCCAUCCUGGGGGCCUAUGUCAUUGCCAGCGGCUUCUUCAGCGUUUUUGGCAUGUGUGUGGACACACUCUUCCUCUGUUUCUUGGAAGACCUGGAGAGGAACGACGGCUCCCUGGACCGGCCCUACUACAUGCCCAAAUCCCUUCUGAAGAUCCUAGGCAGGAAAAACGAGGCGUUCCCAGGGGACAAGAAGAAGAAAAAGAAGUGAGAGACGCGGCCCUGAUCCAGGGCUGCACCCCUCCUGUACAGCCUCCCAGCCUCACCCCGCCUUCCAGAUCUCGAUUUUGUAGUUAAAAAAAAUUAUUAAAGGUUGAUACUUUGUUUUCUCAAAAAGUCCGGGACUUUUAUUUCCUCCAUGACGAAUUGCAGCUUUUUUUCCGCCGCCUGGCUCUUUAAAAUAGGCCCCGCCCCCUCUAACACGCCCCAGGAGCCAUGGCCAAUCAAAAGGUUCCUGCGGAGUGAUGUCAGCCCUUCUUCAUCCCAGCCAA
Molecule: messenger RNA, 3691 nt
Organism: Mirounga angustirostris (Northern elephant seal)
Lineage: Eukaryota; Metazoa; Chordata; Mammalia; Carnivora; Phocidae
Gene: SLC44A4
Product: solute carrier family 44 member 4
Exons: 19
Coding region: 1318-3411 (697 amino acids)
Biological process (GO): choline transport; thiamine pyrophosphate transmembrane transport
Cellular component (GO): plasma membrane
Molecular function (GO): thiamine pyrophosphate transmembrane transporter activity
Source: RefSeq, a predicted model, not a curated record